AUGGAAAGGGUCAAAGGAAAAGAAAUUAAAAUUGAAAAGAUCAAGAAGACGCGCGAAGAGAAAGAAAAUGAAGAAAAAAAACCAAGACGACUCCAAGAGAAAUUUGUGGGAACCAUGCAAACACUUGAAAAAAGAUAUUUUCGACUGAAGGGAGAACCACUGCCAGAGUUGGUCAGACCAGAGUCGGUGUUGAAAAGCUCACUCAAAUACGUGUUUGACAAAUUCAAGAAGAACGAAGACUACAGUUACUUGUGCGACCAACUCAAGUCGAUUCGACAGGACAUGGUUAUCCAACAAAUCGAAGACCAAUUUUCAAUACUAGUGUAUAAGACACACGCAGUCUAUGCGAAGAAAUAUGGCGACAUUUCCGAAUUCAUUCAGUGCGUUUCAGUAUUAAACAACUUGGGCAAAAGGUCCGAAUUUGGUAUUGGCAAGACAGACAUGGUGUAUUACACCGUCUCCUUACUUCUUGCAGAAAUCGACUCGAAAAACAUCAUCCCGUCCUCAUCAAUAAUAUCCAAAUUAAGUCAAGAACUGAUUACAAAUGAAGAGGUGCAACAUGCACUCAAAAUGAAAAGCGCGUAUGUCAAUGGCGAUUUUCUUGGGUUUCUGUACCUCUCUCAAACUGUCCCAGCGAAGUAUUAUAAAGUCGUCCAACACUUUGUCGAAAAGGCUCGGCUGCAAGCAGUCAAGAUGGUUUGCUUUGCGAUGAGAAGGACUAUUACAAUGGACAAAUUGUCGGUGAUUUUGUUUUUCCAUUCGUCCAAAAAGUUUUUAUCAGUUACAACUGAAUUUGUAAUGAGUGUUGCUGCGAUAGGGGGGGUGACUUUAUAUAAGUGUGAUGUCGACUUAUUAAAUGGAAAGUGGUUCAAUGAUAAUUUAAUAUCGUUUCAAAUCGAGCACUUUAAGGAAGAGUUUUCUUCCUUACACAAUGUGUUAUUCUUAGACCCAAACGUAUUUAUUUUAUUGGCAUUUUCAGAUGACUGUCAAGUGCUUGACGACUUAGAUGCCAAGAAAUAUGAACAUUUGAUACUUCCUAUUAACGACUUGACUGAUAAUAACUCAGUGAAUAAUGGAACACACUGGUCUUUGUUGUAUGUGAAUGUAGUAAUGAAAGUCGCGUUUUACUACGACAGCGUUGCGAGUUCUUAUAAAAUCGAGCAUAGCCAGGCUUAUAGAUUGUCUCAAAAAAUAGGGAAAUACUAUGGCCAAUCAUAUCACUGUAUUCGAGCGGAAUGUCCGUACCAAAACAAUUCGAUUGAUUGUGGGCCUUCUGUGUUGUGCAACAUCCACGCCAUUGCCAAAUUGAUCCAAGAGAAUUUGAGUACAUUUGAGAAGGUGUGUCCUGAGUAUACUCCACAACAAAUGCGUGAGUUAAUACGUCGUGAGGUAAGUUCAUUCAAGCAAGAUAUUAAUUAUGUCCAAUACGUUUGUCAUCUUUUUGACUCUUUUACUCUGUUUAUCAUUAUUAUUAGCCGUAACACAUCAAUACAGACAAAGGAUUUAAUCACCAGAACCGACCCACGCUUUAAACAGAUCAACGACGACCUCAACGAAACACAGACAGUCAUGCAAAACAAUAUUAACGACAUGACGAAGAACAUUGCAACAGCCGAAGAGCUCCAAACGCAAACAGAACAAAUGAACGAGAACGCUAACCAGUUCCGUCAAAAGUCUAACCAGCUCAAAACAGAAAUGUGGUGGAAAAACGUUAAAUUGUGGAUCAUCCUCGGCGUUGUUGUCGCUAUCAUAGUCAUAGCCAUCAUUAUCGUGAUUAUUAUUCUCGCUACCACACUUAAAAAGAAGUCUUCAACCAGCAAUAAUUAA
Messenger RNA from Entamoeba invadens IP1, 1827 nucleotides. RefSeq names its product leukocyte receptor cluster member, putative. Lineage: Eukaryota; Evosea; Mastigamoebida; Endamoebidae. The transcript has 4 exons. Gene Ontology annotation, molecular function: cysteine-type peptidase activity. Gene Ontology annotation, biological process: proteolysis; vesicle-mediated transport. The coding region runs from base 1 to 1827 and encodes 608 amino acids. The record is from RefSeq and is a predicted model, not a curated record. Gene Ontology annotation, cellular component: nucleus; membrane.